UGCAACAAACCGAGCUCAGAUAAGUGCUUCCCAUUAAAUUGCAUGAGGAGCACUGAUAAAAUGUGUACCAUUAUUAUACGUAUAUGGUUUCACAAGGACGGUAUAUAUUAUGUGUUAAUAUCCAAGUAUAUGCAUACGAUAUAUAGAGCUGUAACAACGAACUUCGAGAAUACAAGUUAGUGUGGAAAGAUAGUUAGUUAUAUGUAUAGUGCGGUCCACGUUAUAAUGACAGUAUUUGAUCAACUUUGGUUUUGAUAUCCUUGUCUAUCAUUCGACAUAGACGGUGGUACUAUCCUGAAACAGCUGUAGAUGGUGUGCCUAUGACGUCACAGCAAUCGCCUUCAAGAGCAUCAGCAGCCAAUCAGAAGGCAGGGGGCGUGGCCAACCAGCUACUGACCAAUGCAGUGCCGACCGCUGAGAUGAGGCCACGCCUACAGCAGAGGCCUUAUUUCGAUUUGCCGGCUGGGAAUGUGUCAUGCGUCGUCGGACAGACAGUCACACUCCUGUGUCGCGUCAGACAUGUCGGCGACAGAACAGAGAGAAUAACUACCUCCCAGACCGAUUACUCCGGAUCAUUCCACUCUUUCUUUGUAUUGGCCUUCCUGCUCCCGGGCGAGCGAAGCGAGCCUGACGGCUAG
Messenger RNA from Nilaparvata lugens (brown planthopper), 638 nucleotides. RefSeq lists its product as uncharacterized. The record is from RefSeq and is a predicted model, not a curated record. NCBI's taxonomy places the organism in Eukaryota, Metazoa, Arthropoda, Insecta, Hemiptera, Delphacidae. The transcript is spliced from 3 exons. Bases 321 to 638 code for a protein of 105 amino acids.